Messenger RNA from Closterium sp. NIES-67, 3229 nucleotides. The record is from the annotation of a GenBank genome assembly. NCBI's taxonomy places the organism in Eukaryota, Viridiplantae, Streptophyta, Zygnematophyceae, Desmidiales, Closteriaceae.
AUCCACUUAGCUCUAUUCAGUACGUCUAACGCGGUGAAGGACGGUGAACGACGUUCGAAGACGGUUUUCGUACUUCACCGCAGUGGGCCGUGAGGGACCGAGUUGAACCGUACUAAACGCAUAGCAAACGUAGUACUCGUCCGACACGCCGUAACGGCGCAUGCUUCCACGCGAAUUCGCGGAUUCUCUCUGCUGGAGUCAAGCAGCUGGUACUUUCUGCUGUGCGCAUUUUAGAUGUCGCCGGUUAUCGCCGGUGAUCGCAAUCGCGGAUAAUCUCGAAAUUAUGUCGGAGUGUACCGGAUUCGGCGGAUAAGUCUUGGUAGCAUUGAGAAGACGACAAUUCCCAGGUGACAUGCAGAUACGACAAACUCUACGUGACAUCGGAGACACGAAAAUCUGUUCGAGUCUUCAGCGGCUCACUGGCCAUCUUCUUUUCCCGUUCCGUUGGCUUUGUUAUGCCCUAUUUACUACACCCAUUGCACUUCACGCCUCCACUGGAAGCCUACUAGGCUUAGUAAGGCAGUCACUCCUCAGCCGAUGUAUUCACGGCUAGUAAUCCGAUUACUCGACGCUACUAGAGAUAGAUCCGAGGCAGUGGCUGUAACGCGGUGGCAAAGGCUUCAGCGGACAUAUUGAACAAGUAGUAACGCCUGCGGACUCUGCAGGGCUGCGGAACGCCUGUGGACUGUAACGCAUGUGGAACGCGUGUGGACUGUAACGGCUGCGAUCAACUCAAAAGUCACCAAGGCAGGCACUCGGCUCCUCCCAGCGGCGAGUGCGUGCGAAGCGUCGCGAAUGAUGGCAUUUAAGCUUCGCGAACAGCAGGAUCGUUCGCCGCGGUGUUCGCGAAGAAGUUACCACCACCUCCAGGCGUCGUGGUCAGUGUGGCGACUCCUGUCGCUGCUAUUGCUAUUCCUCGGCUUCUUUGGCCUUACCCACAAUGUUCUUGUGGAGAAUGAGCAAGGCAAGGUAUUGGCGCAAUGUGCAAAGGAAAUGGGCGCUUCUGGUAACAAGUGGGGGGCUAACGCUACGUGCAAUGUGAUGAGCAUCGGGCUUGUGUGUAACAAAGACGGAACAGUCAAUACCAUUUCUUUGCCCAGCUCUAACCUGCAUGGAAGCAUCUGCUCCGCUAUAGGCAACCUCACUACUCUCGUUACAAUCGAUCUGAGCUCCAACUCUCUUAAAGGGCCCAUCCCCGCCAGCAUUGGCCAGCUCUCCCUACUGCAGACACUGCAUGUGGGUGCAAACUCUUUGAGCGGGGAAAUUCUCCCAAAGCUGGCAUCUCUCACCAGAUUGAAGUUUCUUGACAUAGCAGAAAACAGGUUCAGCGGAAACAUCCCCGCAGAAUUUGGAGCUUUGACCAACCUUCAGCACGUGUACGCAAAUUCUGGGCAACCCUCCCACGUCCACACAUAAUCUCGCUGGCAAUGGCUUUCAAGGUCGCAUCCCCGCCUUCUUUGCGAACCUCACCAAUCUCAAGAUGUUGUCAUUUCAGAAUAACCAGUUUUCAGGGGAGAUUCCUUCUGGAUUGGGAACUCUCAUUAAUCUCACUGACCUGAGCUUCGCCCAAAACAAGCUUUCAGGCACUGUUCCUCCAACCCUUGGAAACCUCACCCGCCUCAAAACCCUCAAACAUAUAUGUGAGCUCGCCACAUUCGUGAAACCCGGCCGGCGCCGCCGCCUCAAAACAGGAGCUUCGCCAAGAACACUCUUUCAGGCACAUUUCCUCCGACCCUUGGGAGCCUCACCCGCCUCACUACCCUUGGGGUGAGGGAUAGUGGAGCGAAUUGCUCCGUAGAAUCCGGGCAGUCGUGUGUGGUGAAGCAGACCUCCUCAUCACUGUUCUGCUACUGGUGCUCUGACUUCUGCUCCUACUGCGUCCCCAUCUCAAAUCCUCUCCCCAUGGCACCCCCUCCAUCAUCACCUCCGUCCUCCGGUCUCUCUCUGGGAGCUAUCAUUGGGAUUGUGGUGGGAGGCAUCCUCGUUAUUGGCCUCCUCGCCAUCGGCAUGCUGCUUCUCUACAAACGGAGGUCUACCAAAGCGCCUGAGAAAUCGAAUCCGCAGGCAGGUGACGGAUCGUUCAAGGAAGAGUCGUCAAUGCCCAGCCAUGCGCACAUGUGCCAGCGCUACUCCUUCGCCGAGGUUUCAAAGGCAACGGACAACUGGGCGGAGGCGAACCACAUUGGGACGGGUGGCUAUGGCGAGGUUUAUCGGGGGGUGUCUCCUAGUGACCCCUCUGUGGUUUGGGGCGUGAAACGAGCCAAGAUACUCACCAACGACUUCAGGCGAGAGGUGGAGGAGAUGGCAUCGAAGAGCCAUCCGAACUUGGUGCGUCUACUGGGGUACUGUGUACACAUCGACAUGGCAACAGAGCACCACGAGCAGAUCGUCAUCUAUGAGUUCUGCUCCAAUGGGGACCUUGAGAAGUACCUCAGUGGAGGCCCCAAAAAAGGCUCCUUGUCACUAGAGCAGCGCAUGGAGGUGGUGGUGGGUGUGGCGCGGGGAUUGGAGUACCUGCACCAGUUUGACAUCGUGCAUCGAGACAUCAAGCCCGCCAACGUGCUGCUCGAUGCUAACAUGCAGGCAAAGGUGUCGGACUUUGGGCUGGUGCGCAUGACGGAGGGCACCACGGUGAAUCCCACCAGAGUGGUCGGCACCCCGGGCUAUGUGGACCCCGCUUACUCCCGCACCAACAAGGCCACCCCCAUGGCUGACGUGCACAGCUUUGGCGUGAUGAUGCUCGAAAUCAUGCUGACCAAGCCUGUCGUGAUGCACGUGAAUGGCGGAACCAACAUUAGAGACUGGGUUGCCGAGCGGGUACAACUGGGAGAGGUAGACGCCCUCAAAGACCCUCACCUUGACACGGUGCCCAGCGAGCUUCUUCUCAAGCUGGUCGAGCUUGCACUGCAAUGCACAUCAUUGCCUGCUUCGUCUCGCCCACACAUGACUGAAGUUGUCGCGCAAUUGGUUGCCAUGAAAAGGGAAUUUGUGAAAGAUGGUGGCUCGGCAAAGAAGUCGCGGAUGCAAAAGAUCGACGAUGAGGUCGCCAUGCGAAAGACAGGGAGCAAUAUGGAAGAGGAGCUCGAGCUGCUGGAUGAAAUGCUUGGUUAAGUACCGCAGAUUUCGGCACUGAGUUCUUUUCCCCAGACGAGCACAGUGCUGAAUGUAAUUUAUUGUAACUGCUCAACAAUGUCAUUAACAACUUCAAAACUAAUGUCAUCUUAAAUUU